AUGAUUGAUCUGUGCUAUCUUUUCUUCGUUUUUGCAGCCUAUUAUACCAAUGCUUCUCCGAUCGCCCUUCCACAAGCAGUCACAGCCCUGAUAUCACCUUCAGCACCGUCGCAGCCGGGUUGCACAGGAAGCUAUCCUGGCGUUUUCGGUAUUGCAGUCAUGAACAUAUCGACUUCGACGCCUGAGACCACCAGCGCGACACUACCGAGGAGAAGACAGGAAUCCGAAUCUCGUCCCGCACCGAUCUUCACGAUGGCCGCCGUUUCUCAGAUUGGAGACGGCCAGGUGCAAGGAGGGAUGCACACGUUGACUAUGGCGCCUGUGUCGCAGAUCGAGGAUGGCCAGAUUCAGAAUUCGGCGGCCGCUUUCGCGGCCGGCUACUCUGGACAACAGUCUGCUGCCUGCGCUACCGCUACGGCUACGUCAACGGCAUCAAGUACAAGUAUGAUCGGCGACAAGCCGCCGACUGUCCUCGAGCAGGCAUGUGGCAUAUCAGUGCGGCCCACGGCCAGCCCAGUCAUGCUGCUCCCGCCUUCUGGUGGUGACGCUGCUUCUGCUUCUGCUUCCGCCGCCGUUCCGUCUACUACUACCUCGGUCAACAUAUCUACGUCGAGCAGCCGCACGAGCAUAUCUACAUCAUCCCCGACAAGUACGGCCGAGAGUGCGCCAUCAUCACCACCGAGACCGUUGACGCUGGUCUCGUGCUUGACGAAUUCGACGCUACGCUUGAGUCUAAACGACGGCGUUCUUGUCGACGGGAAAAAUCGCACGGGGUAUAUCGCAUCGAAUCUCCAGUUCCAAUUCGACGGGCCGCCACAGUCUGGCGCGAUAUACACGGCGGGCUGGAGCGUGUGUCCUGUUGAUGCUGGCGAUGGAGGGCAAGGGCAGAUGUCGCUCGCGCUUGGAGGGAAUACGACGUUUUAUCAAUGUCUUAGCGGGAAGUUUUAUAAUUUGUACACGGAAAACUGGGCGGCGCAGUGUAGUCCGGUGCAAUUACGGGUUGUUCGGAUGGCUUCGAGAUAUCUGAUCAAGGGCGGGCGUGUCCUCCUUUUCGACCAUGACAAGAAAUCCUCCUUUCCUCAACUAGACAUCCUGGUCGAAGGCCAACGCAUCACCAAGAUCGGCCCAAAUCUAUCUCUGGACAACCUCCAAUCUGUCGAAGUGGUGGACGCCUCUGACCACAUCGUCACGCCAGGUUUCAUCGACGGCCAUCGCCACGUCUUUCAAUCCCAGCUUCGCUCUACAGUCGGCAACCACACAUUGCUCGAGUACUGCGCACACCUCCUCCAAGGACGGAUGGUCUUCCUUGACGCGCAGGACAUGUACCUCUCGCAACUCUCUGGCUGUGCCGAGGCGAUCUAUUCGGGAGUGACCACAGUCAUGGACCACUCUCACGCCGUGACAACACUUAACCGUGCACGUCAAUGCAUCAAAGCCACCCUCGAGUCCGGGAUCAGGAGCGUGUAUUGCGCCGCGCCAUUCGCCAUCCCCGUGUCUCUCAACCCACUGACUCUGCCUGAUAUGUCCGUACAGCACGCCAAGCAGAUCGAUAUGAUCAAGCAGCUGGCCACAGAGCGUCCCCUGGGCGGCCCUGCCAACGAUGGCCGGGUCAAGCUGGGCCUGGGCUUCGACAUGAUGCACCAUAUCCCGCAGGAGAUUAGUCGCGAAAUCUUGACCUUCGCGAAGAAGAACAAUAUUCCUACGACGAUGCACGACGUGCCGCGAUACAAUUUGCCUGCGCUGACUUACUUGAGGGACAACGAUAUGCCACUCCCCAAAGUCACGCUCUCACAUACCUGUGAUCCUGGCGCCGAAGAGAUCAGAUGGGUCAAACAGCACGACAUCGGAAUCGUGUGCACGCCAGAGUCUGAAAUGGCAAUGUCCCAUGGCCACCCAUCUGGCCUCGACUUUCACCAGUCCGACUGUCGUGCCGGGCUGGGCGUCGACUCGCCCGCUAUAUGUUCUGGCGAUCCGUUCUUCACGAUGCGUCUUGCUCUGCAGGAGAAGCGACUCCGCGAGAAUGCGAAAUACCAUGCGCGCGGGAAAUUACCUGACCUCGUCCCUGCGAAGACUGAUGAAGUGUUGUACAUGGCCACGUUGGGCGGCGCAGCGGCCAUACACAUGGAAUCGGAAAUCGGAAGUCUGGAGGCAGGCAAAUUCGCCGACGUAGUGCUCAUCAGGACGGAUACCCCGAGUAUGAUUUCGGCUGUGGAUUAUUCUGCGGCCCUCGUAACGCAUUGCAUGGCAAGCGACGUGAGGUCGGUCAUGAUCAACGGGGAGUGGGUGAAGAGGAAUGGCAGGUUGUUGAGCGUCAACUGGGAUGAGCUGAAGGGGCAAUUGCAGGAAAACAGGGCUGUUCUGGAGAAAAGAUGGGAAGGAGUCGAUUGGGAGGAGAAUAAGUCGGACUUGAAGGAUCUGUGGCAUAUUAGGUGCGUGAUGGAAUAG
Exophiala xenobiotica is the source of this 2445-nucleotide messenger RNA. RefSeq lists its product as uncharacterized. The coding region runs from base 1 to 2445 and encodes 814 amino acids. NCBI's taxonomy places the organism in Eukaryota, Fungi, Ascomycota, Eurotiomycetes, Chaetothyriales, Herpotrichiellaceae. Gene Ontology annotation, molecular function: hydrolase activity, acting on carbon-nitrogen (but not peptide) bonds; structural constituent of cell wall. Gene Ontology annotation, cellular component: fungal-type cell wall. Gene Ontology annotation, biological process: fungal-type cell wall organization. The record is from RefSeq and is a predicted model, not a curated record. The transcript is spliced from 3 exons.